AUAUAUAGGAUAUAAAAAAGGUAUAUUAUUAUUGGUGAUAUUUGAUAAAUUAAUAUGAUUGACGGGGAUUUUCGCUUAGUCACGGUUGCAUCAACUAUACACCAAACGAACAGAAGUGAAACGGUCGCCCUGAGGUUCUAACUUCAAGCAUCAAUCCAGAUUGAAAAUAGAGCAUCAUGGGCAGGAAAGGAUCACAGAAUAAGAAUGUGGGUAUGUUGCGUAAUAGUUCAAUGACACUAAGAGAAGAAUCUUUGGGUAAGAAGGAAACCAAUGUUAGUGCAAAGUCGAUGCUGAAAGUGCAGCACUUCAAGAAUGUUGCGAAAUGGGCUAGUGUUGAAGCCUCAGUGCCUUCGUUAGGUGCCUUUUUCGGACACCGGUUGGCGGAUAUUACUGAGGAGUUGGGGGUACCUGGUGAUCCCGCGUUGUUUACUUGUCAGAGAUGUGAAUCUAUUCUUCAACCCGGUUCUAAUUGUACAGUUCGGAUUGAAAACAACAGAGCAAAGGUACGCAAACGAAAGAAAUCAAAAGCUCUCUUUCAGAACAAUGUUGUCUAUAAGUGCCAUUUCUGUUCACAUUCUAACUUAACAAGAGGGACACCAAAAGGUCACUUGAAAGAGUUGUAUCCACCAAAGGAUAAAGCCCCUCCAAAACUUAAGUGUGCUAAUAGCAUACUUGUUAAGGCACCUAUAUCAGACAGCUUGGAGGAUUCUGCGGGUCAUGAGAAACCUGAGGCCGCUUCAGGGAGGGACAUUAUGGCAAGUGCCGAGGUUGCUAUGUCAGAUGUGCCGAAGGAUGACUUAAACGAUCCUGUCACUCCGGUAGCGAGAACAGGCAUGACUUUGUUGGAGGCCAGGAGCAAAAAGAGGAAUAGGUCAAAAUCCAAGAAAGCAACUGAAUCUCAAAUUAGUUCGACAGAGGCUGGAGAAACUGUCAGCGCUUCCAAUAAGCGGAAGAGAAAAUCUUGGACCAGUCUAAAAGAAAUUGCAGAAAGCAGUAACAAUUCUAAUCGCAGGAAUUUAACUGAAUUACCUAUCCCGUUCUUCAUUUAAGGUCAUCUGUUUACUGUUGACGGUUGAAUGCUGCUAUGCAUGUUUCUUAAACGACUAUAUAUUUUCAAUACUUGCAAUAUCAUGAAUAGUUUUAUCCAUUAGAGAAAUAAAUUGAAUAUGUGCUAGAAUUGAUUA
This is a messenger RNA of Daucus carota subsp. sativus, 1184 nucleotides long. RefSeq lists its product as uncharacterized. Bases 177 to 1049 code for a protein of 290 amino acids. Lineage: Eukaryota; Viridiplantae; Streptophyta; Magnoliopsida; Apiales; Apiaceae. The transcript is spliced from 3 exons. The record is from RefSeq and is a predicted model, not a curated record. Gene Ontology annotation, biological process: RNA processing.